Molecule: messenger RNA, 2772 nt
Organism: Kluyveromyces lactis
Lineage: Eukaryota; Fungi; Ascomycota; Saccharomycetes; Saccharomycetales; Saccharomycetaceae
Gene: PMS1
Product: ATP-binding mismatch repair protein
Exons: 1
Coding region: 1-2772 (923 amino acids)
Biological process (GO): mismatch repair
Cellular component (GO): MutLalpha complex
Molecular function (GO): ATP binding; mismatched DNA binding; ATP hydrolysis activity
Source: RefSeq, a predicted model, not a curated record
AUGGGUAUUCAGGCUAUAGAAAAUGCAGAUAUUCAUAAGAUUACUUCUGGCCAGGUGAUCGUUGAUUUGCGUAGUGCAAUCAAAGAGCUACUAGAGAAUAGUUUAGAUGCGAAAGCUGAUAAAAUCGAAAUCAUAUUCAAGAAUUAUGGUAUUGAAUCCAUAGAAUGCGCUGAUAAUGGGGUUGGUAUUUCUGAGGAUGAUCUGGAUAAUGUUGGCCAGAAACAUCGGACAUCGAAAAUUUCGUCUUUUGAGGACGUUUCCAAGGUCACGUCAUUUGGAUUUAGAGGUGAGGCUAUAGCAUCGUUAUGUCAGAUGGGAAAAGUUAUUAUUACAACAACUACUAAGGGACCUAAAGCUUACAAAAUAGUUUUCAAUCAUUCAGGUACUUGCAAUAAAAUCAUAUGUUCAAGGAACACAGGAACUACUGUGUUAGUAUCUAACCUUUUCGAUACUUUACCCGUUAGGAAAAAAGACUUUAUAAAGAAUUACAAAAGACAAUUCAAUCGAAGCAUUGAUCUCAUUCAAAGCUAUGCUAUUAUUCAGACAAACGUAAAAAUAUCUGUGAGCAAUGUUUUACCUUCAGGAAAGAAAACUCUCAUAUUAUCAUCAAUAGGGAAGUCUGAUAUUACUCGAAAUUUAGUUUCUGUAUUUGGAUCCAAUGCGGGGAAGGGGCUAGCUAGCAUUGACGUGGACUUAGACCUUUCUAAUAUCAGACACACCUCAAUACUUCCCGAAAAUCAAAAGGAGGAAAAUGCUUCCGAGUUUCAGGUCAAGAUUACUGGUCAGAUAUCAAUGGUCUCAUUUGGUUGCGGCAGAGCAAGCAAAGACAGACAGUAUGUUUACAUUAAUAAACGGCCAGUUGAUUACCCUAAAGUCGCUAAAACUAUUAAUGAAACAUACCAAAGCUUCAACAAUGUUCAAUAUCCGUCGUUUGUUCUUGAUUUUCGAGUUGGCACCAAAUUUUUGGAUUUGAAUGUAACUCCUGAUAAACGAACAGUGAGUUUACAUUAUGAAGAGUAUGUUCUUGACGCGUUGAGAGAAUCACUUCAAUUGUUUUUCCAGAAGCAAGGUUUCGUGGUACCCAAAUCGGAAACAACAUCCGAUAAUCCCUUUGGGCCUAAAAGAAUUAAAGUUGAACCAUUAGAUGCCAGCACACUACACAAUAGUGAAAAUUCGAAAAUUAUUUCCAAUGGUAAUCACCUCCGGCAUCCGACUAUUAUCAAAGAUGAAGUGCAUGAAUUACCAAGGCUGAUAUCACCCUUGAGAUCUCCAACUCUUGCCAAAAUGAAGGGAGAGAGCGAACAGAGCGAACUGAAAAGCAGUACUGUCGAAACAGAAGACCUAGAUGAUGGAUUUGACGAUAAAUUACACAAUCAUAGAGAGUCCGUGCAUAAGGAUGAGAUUAGUGCGAAUAAUCAUCUUGAUUAUGUUGCCGAAGAUGUAAAUACUGGUCCUCAUUUGCUGAACCCGCAUGAGAAGGAAGGGGACACAAAACGGCUUUUUGUUGACUCUGACCUGGAAAAUACCAUUGAGAGUGAAUCGAAUGUCAUCAGUAAAGAAUUAGAUGAAUCAGAGGAUGUCGAUAUCGAUAAAAAUAACUUAAAAGUUACCCCCAAAGGAAACCAUAUCCAAUUAGGUGAUUUCUUACAUAGAAGAAUGUCAAACGUUGAUAUUGAAAAAUCGCCAGUUGAGGUAGAUGAACUUGUCGUCCAGAUAGACAACAAUAUAUCGACAAUACCUGCAUCACAAGAUCGUGAUAAUAAGCUAGUAUUUCACCCACAUACCAGCCAUUCCGGCAAUGAUAGUUGCAGACAUAGCCAUAACCAUAGUCCGAAUGAAUCGGACUACUCAGAUGACGAUUUUGAAAAUGGUACCGAUAUUGUUUUUAAGAAUACUGUGGAGAACGAAUCUGAUUUGGAACAAAUCAAGAAGCAAAUAGAAGGAUCUUCUUCAGAAUCUCUAUCUUUACACCAAAUCAAUAACUUAGUUACCUCUGUCCGUGCCUCCCUUAAGAUAGAAGCUGAGAAAUCGCAAAAAGUUGUUUGUGCGAUUGAAAUUGAUAAAGCGAUAAAGCACGAGAGAUUAGUCAAUGAAAUUGCUUCGAUCGAUGAUAAAGAAAAAGCAGAACAUUUAUUAACGUUGACCGUCUCCAAGAACGAUUUUCAGAACAUGACUAUCGUUGGACAAUUCAAUCUAGGCUUCAUAAUAGUCACCAGAUGCAAGGAAGGCGCAUUUGAUCUCUUCAUAGUCGAUCAACACGCUAGUGAUGAAAAAUACAAUUUUGAGAUGUUGCAGAAGAAUACCGUCUUUAAAUCUCAAUCUUUACUUUCACUAAAGACUUUAGAGCUAAGCGUGAUUGAUGAAUUAUUAGUGAUGGAAUAUAAAGACGUUUUUAGUAAGAAUGGCUUUAAAUUAAGCAUAGAUCAAGAAGAAGAACCUGGCCAAAGAAUUAAAUUGGUGAGCUUCCCAGUAUCUAAAAAUACAAUGUUUACUGAGUAUGACUUUCACGAAUUGAUUCAACUCAUUCGUGAGCAUGAAGGCCAUGAUAUGUCCAAUAUUAGAUGCUCAAAGAUUCGUUCCAUGUUUGCCAUGAGAGCUUGUAGAAGUAGUAUCAUGAUAGGUAAGCCGUUAAGCAUGCGCACAAUGAAAAAGGUAGUCAAUAAUCUAAGCGACUUGGAAAAGCCUUGGAAUUGCCCUCAUGGUAGACCAACUCUGAGGCACCUUAUGGAAUUGAAAGAUUGGGACUCGUUCUGCGACGACUAUAUGAUAUAA